AUGUUAAAUCAUUGAAUAAGCAUUUUAUUCAAUGGUUAAAUGCAACUUCAAAUGACAUCUUUUAAAACAUAGUUUCUUAGGAUUAUAAAUUAUUACCCACUACUUUUUAUGUCAUGUAUUAAUUAAUUGUUCAUUUUAACAUUCGAUUUAAAAGGAAAUUUUUUAAUUUCUUGUGGUGAGGUACAAAAGAUCCCUAUCAUCACGAUACCACCUGACCUAUAAGUAGCCAGUCCGCCUUUGCUGGAAAAACUGAAAAAAUUAGGCUACUUUGAUUGUGCUUAUUAAGAGGUGCAGAGGCAAAACUAGAAAAAAAGUCUCUGAAACUCAUACAAAACCAACUUGGUUUAGAUCCAUUGAAAAAUUUAUAACUUCUGAAUGAGCCUGGAGAGCUGGCAAAAAUAAGGAAAAUAAUAGUAAAGCAUUUUGAUUUUACCAAGAGGCAUAGUGAAAAAAUAUAUCACUAAAAUUCAUAGAAAGUCGACUUGGAAAAUGAAUAUUUCUGAAAGAUUAUAGCAAAAAAAUUACUCAUUUAUUACUUUUUCCUCUGCAUGGGGUGGUAAAUAAAAGAUGCAGUAAUCACGCUACGAGACUACAAUACUUUUUUUAGGUUUUGUUUUUAUUCAAAUUUUUGAUUUAAUAUGUGCAAAAUUUACAUCAAUUUUCGACAAACCACUUUCCCUAUGAAAUAUACCAUGGGGACGACUAUGGACGAAUUACAAUUACAACUAACUUUACAGUUGGUAGAUUGUAAAUUUUAUUCAGGUGGUAUCCCUGAAUUUUGAUUGAGUACUUCACAUGACAUUUAUAGACACAAAUCAAAUCAAUAAGUAUUGAAAAUCUAAAUACUUUCCAAAAUACACAAAGAUUCGACAAAUGUAAGGAACUUUUUUAUUGAAACGAAACUUGAACAAUGGCGGAGCUUCAAAAUCCUCUACCUCCCGGAUGGGAUUGCCAGUGCGACAGGAAGUCUGGAAGAUAUUACUACGUCAACCACCUUACAAAGACAACAACUUGGGAUGAUCCGAGACUUCAACAUAAACCAAGACAUCCCGCACCCAUUGUACCUGUUGAACAUAUCGUGAUGCAGCAUGGUUCGCCAGAAUUUCGAAGGAACUAUGUGUAUCCCAGUCAGACUACUCCCAUACCUGCUUUUCAAAUACCGCCACAUUGUAGUCCAAAAUUUAAUGCUCUAAGAGAUCUAAGCCACGUAACUCGUGGUAGUCCGCGCACUAGCAGACUCCAAGAUACGACCUUGAGCGCGGCCGCAAACACCGAGGAAGCAGUGACUAAAAUCAGUACCAUGUUUCCGACGGUGUCCGAUACUCACAUUCGAUUACUUCUCAAGAAGUACCACAAUCGGGAAGCUUUGGUGAUAAGCGCUUUGCAAGUGGAAAAGCAUCCGAUAACGACUCCGGGACCUUUUACCACACCACCUCCCGUCCGCAAUAUUCAAACAAAUAACUAUGCCCAUUUGCAAAUGACUCCGCCUCUAGGUCUAAGGUUCUGCUCUAGGGGCGGGAGUCCGAUUUUAAGAUCGGGCUCUGGCGGUAGCAACGAGACUUAUCGGAACUCACCCAAACCUCACUCGCCUAAAUUGAAAUUAAGGUACAUGAAGUUCAUAUUUCCGAAGGCUGAGGAGACCAUGAUUUUGGACAUACUAAGCGGCAACGAUAACAACAUACAGAAGGCGUCCGAAAUUCUCAUUGAAAUGGGUUUCGAAAAGAGGGACAAUGCCAAGAAGCAAUCCGUAUUAUCUAAACCUGAGCCGGCAAAGGUGCAGCAUGCCGAACCUGAUGUUGUACCGGCCAUCAAGUCUGUUGCGGAGAAAAAAAUUAGUAAGUUGAAAAAAGCUAAAGUAAUGCUAUUAAACACUUUCUGUAGAUUUUCCUUGUUUAGGUUUAAUUUGAAAAGUAUAAUGGUUCGACCUCUUCGGGAAUAUACAAUUGACUUCUAGCAAAAAUGGUUUUACAAAAAAAACUUACUUUUAUCGAUACAAUGGGCGCGUUCAUAAGACACAAAUGUUGUGGCACAGUUACCGAAACAUCUUAUAAUUACGUCGCUUCUUUUACGCUCUUUACGGAGCAGUCGGCCAUUUUUAGUAGCGCUACAUAUGUCAAAGUAGGGAACGUGACAUAAGACCCCAACUGUUACCGAUACCCUACGAGGUACAUUGAGUUAUUUACAGUAAUAAAUUACCGAUGUUUCGCAUUUUGUAAAUAUGAAACAAUGUUCCCUUGUAACUUAAGGUUUUAACAACAAACAAAAACUUGAAUUACUUAUCUUUAACCUUUUUACCGGUAGUCAUCUUGUUCAAAAUAUCGUUCGCACUUCAUAUAAAUAAAUUGGAUGCACAACUUUGUUUACUAAAUUGUUUUUUUACGCCACUGUGUAUCUGGCGCAACGGAAUGUUUUGCACCUUGGACCCCAACGCUUUGGUAGUAACAAUCUAUUUAAGCGCGAACACCGUAAACCAAUAAUGCGUCCGAUUACUUCUUUCACUACGCAAUGAAGUACCACUUUUUCGCACAAAUACACUAUUUUAAUAGGUUUUAGCAUUUUGGAAUUGCGUGUUUUUUUUUAAAUUCAAGGUCCUUUUCGUGUUAUGCAAAUGGUGGCACAGUUUUCCCUUUUUAUUCGGCAAUUACUUCAACUUCCGCAAGCAAAAUGUCACGUACGAUUACACGGCUGUUUAAAUCUUCCGUGUACCUCGAUUAUACGAAUACGUCUUGAAACUUUCAGCGUAAAAUGUUACGCGCUCUUAAAAUGCCGCGCUUGAGUUGCAUAGAUCCGCUUCGAAAGUUCAUCGAAGAAUCUGAUAUUACGCGUUCUAAAAUGCGCUCGAAUUACGUACUCGCCGAUCCCCAACCCAAUACUGAAACGCCCCAACGCAAAACAAGUUUUGACCCUGUUUUUUUAAACAUGCAAAGGUAUAGCAGAAAAACCGUUCCUUAUGCUCCAUCAGAGCGGUCUUGAGAACCGGCAACACUGUGGCGUUUUGAGUCUUCUCUGAUUGUACAGGGUGUCCAAAUAAGAAUGCGAGGUACUGUAUCUGUG
Molecule: messenger RNA, 3054 nt
Organism: Photinus pyralis (common eastern firefly)
Lineage: Eukaryota; Metazoa; Arthropoda; Insecta; Coleoptera; Lampyridae
Exons: 7
Coding region: 911-1954 (347 amino acids)
Biological process (GO): positive regulation of transcription by RNA polymerase II; hippo signaling
Cellular component (GO): nucleus; cytoplasm
Molecular function (GO): ubiquitin binding; transcription coactivator activity
Source: RefSeq, a predicted model, not a curated record